UACAGCAAUAACUAUCUCCAGCUCUUCACAGUUGACAGAUCUCACUAUUGCCUCUCUACUUCGUCUUUCAGCUCUGCUCGCCUUACUGUUUCGUCACUUCUUGACUUUAGCAACGAUCAACCACGUCUCUUCAAUCUUGUUGCUCCAAGCGAACCCGCAGUGAUUACCGGAAAACAACGAGACUAACCAAAGGAUCAAAUUUCAUCACAACCAUCAUUCAACUUGUGUAACGACAGGCCGACAGACAGCGGACAGCAGAGCAGCAAUAUCGCCUCGCGCUGUACCCUUCACUGUCAUUUCACCGCUUGCUCCGGUCUCUGAACUUCUCAAGUCGCGUUCCGAUUUGAGAGUACGACUCAGCCUUCUCAGUAGCUCGUACGUGAACACGGACCAUGUCUUCAUCGAUUUCAGCUUCCUCGACAACGUCAGCAACAGCGUCCGCGAGCACGUCGGCAGCAGGCAUCGUUGAUUCUAGCUCAAACUCAGUUUUCAAGCUCGUCGGCAUCUGUCUUGCCGUCGGUAGCGGUCUUCUCAUCGGAACAAGUUUUGUGAUCAAGAAGAAGGGGCUAAUCAAUUCCACGGAAAAGUAUGGGAACCAAGCAGGAGAGGGCCAUGGGUAUCUGAAGAGUUGGAUAUGGUGGGCGGGAAUGUUGACAAUGAUUGUUGGAGAGAUCUGCAACUUUGUGGCUUAUGCAUUCACAGAAGCCAUUUUGGUGACUCCCAUGGGUGCCCUCUCAGUAGUCGUGGCCGCUAUAUUAUCACAUUUCAUGCUGAAAGAAAAGCUCACGUUUUUUGGUUGGAUAGGAUGUACACUUUGUAUUAUGGGAGCCGUCAUUAUCGCUCUCAAUGCCCCGGAAGAGCAAUCUGUCACCACAAUCAAUGAGUUCAAGAAGAUGUUUUUAUCUGUCGGAUUCCUCGUUUGGGCUUCACUUUCUAUCGCAGCAAGUCUGGUGGUGGUAUUCUUUGUCGCACCAAAAUACGGGAAAAAGAACAUGAUGCCGUAUAUUAGUAUUUGUUCUUUGAUUGGAGGUAUCAGUGUCAGCUGUACUCAAGGGUUGGGUGCAAGUAUUUUGACGAGUAUCCAAGGCGAUAACCAAGUGAAGAACUGGUUUUUUUGGUUCUUGUUUGUUUUUGUUAUCGUCACACUAUUAACCGAGAUCAACUAUUUGAACAAAGCUUUGGAGCUCUUCAACACUUCCAUGGUCGUCCCAGUAUACUUUUGUUUCUUCACUUCCGCAACCCUCAUCACCUCGUUUAUCCUCUACAAAGGUCUCAAAGCCUCAGCAGUUACGCUGAUUACUAUGGUCCUUGGCUUCCUCGUCACGUGUCUUGGUAUCACUCUCCUCCAGCUCUCCAAAGUUAAUCCCAAAGAGCUUGCCAACAAACUGGAUCGCAAAUCCACUAUACUUAUGGAGGCAUCAAGACAUCAGACAGAGGAUGCAGAGAAAGGUCAGGUGUCAAGCUACGAAGAUCCGGGCAUGGAUGCGCUGAGAGGAGGUUUCGGUGCAGUGGGCAGUAUCAUCAGAGCAAGGAGUGUGAAUAGACGCAUGAGUAAUGCUAGCACCCUGAACGGAGGGAAGUAUGGCGCUGCCAACUUGUCUACCCACGGUUUGGAACAUUUACCGAGAUUCCAAUUGUCUGACAAUCCCAUGCCUUCCGAUGCUAUGAGCCAAAUUUCAUUACACUCGGCCAAGUCUCCAACCAUUUUGAGUGGAAAAAGUUUUAGAAGUCCACAUGACCAGUACCCCUCUCCUCAGCGGUCAAAGAGCAUCAAAUUUGAGGAAGGCGACAUUGUCCACCAAUAUCAUUACAACCAAGGACCCGACCAAGACGCCAUGCACACCUAUCUUCCUUUCUCGGCUGACCAUCACAACGGUUACCGCCACAGCUCUGGUCCUAUUUACCCACCUGUCAUGGAAGAAGACGAAGAUGCAUAUGAGAAGGAAGUCGAGGCAAACAGGGAAAACGGAUCGAGCCGUACAAAGGUGCACGUUGAUGGUGCCUCAGAAGAGGUGUUGGCUGAACCUCUGAGCUACAACGACCCCUACGCUAUCUAUCCCGCGCGAGCCAAUGUACCUCAGAUUGCACGGCCGUCGGGCACGAAUAAAGGUCUCAGCGGGCUAUUUAGCUUUCAGUCUGGCCCGGAUCUCUCCCUUCAUAUCCCACAUAUCAACCGAAACCGGGAUAGCAGCAACGAGAAAUCUCCCAGACGGGAGCACCACGAUUAUCCGACUUUGUCGAAGAAGGACAGAAACAAUGCACAAGAGCGGGAAGAGAGGCAAGCGUUGGUAGGAGGAGAUGAUGAUGAAAGUGGAGGAAGGCAUAGGAGUGAUAGCAAUGUGAGCUCAUCACUGAGUGUUAGCGAUGGCGAGACGAGGGAGAGUGAACAGCCGCAGAGUGCUGUGUCAACGCAAGCAACAAUAGGAAUGUGUACCAGAGUGCAGAUAGGGCAGGGUUCACCUGCAAGACAGGGAGCGUUUACGUCGAAUGGUACUAGUGGUGCAGUGCCAGAACGAAGAAAUUCACCAAGAAAAUUACCGGAUUUGCCAGGUUUUGCGGCUGGAUCGCCCUACGGAUCUUCGUGAAUUAUGGCACACGAGAAGAAGGCUCAUAACGUCAUGUCUUUUUGUCUUUUUGGGAGGGUUUGCAAUGUAGGACAGAAGAGACUGGUUUGGUUACAAGGGUUUGCCACAUUAGUGUACUAUUUAUGGCCAUUUUAAACGAGCUUAGUGUAUCAGAGCUAAAUUAAAUUAGGCAUCUUGGGUUAUGGGGAUGAACAAGUCAAAAGUGAUUUCACC
Cryptococcus deneoformans JEC21 is the source of this 2798-nucleotide messenger RNA. RefSeq lists its product as hypothetical. Gene Ontology annotation, molecular function: magnesium ion transmembrane transporter activity. Gene Ontology annotation, cellular component: membrane. The record is from RefSeq and is a predicted model, not a curated record. The coding region runs from base 393 to 2585 and encodes 730 amino acids. The transcript is spliced from 7 exons. Lineage: Eukaryota; Fungi; Basidiomycota; Tremellomycetes; Tremellales; Cryptococcaceae. Gene Ontology annotation, biological process: magnesium ion transport.